AUGCAAAUUCGGGGAAAAAACCAGCGGAGGAUAUUUGCAUAUUCCAUACACGGCAGAAAACCAGCGGUAGAGAGAAUGUAUUUUCACUUGGAGGGAGAACACUCUGUUUACUACAGAGAUCACGAGCAAGUUGGUGAUGUUCUCCUCAAACCAAGUGUUACCGAAUCAAUGUUUACAGCUUGGUUUGAGGCAAACAAUAGUUUUGAAGAGGCAAGGCUUUUAACUUACGGUGACUUUGUUUCUAAAUUUGUUUAUCAUAAACGGAGUAGGAGUUGGAAGCCAAGGAAAAGAGGGUAUACCAUUGGUCGUCUUUGUUGGGUGCCUCAAUGCUCAGGUGAAUUGUUUUAUUUAAGAAUGAUGUUAACUGUUGUUAAAGGGCCAUUAUGUUACAAUGACAUCAAGAAAGUUGAUGGUGUUCAACAUAAGACUUUUAGAAAGGCAUGUUUUGCUAUGGGUUUCCUUCAAGAUGAUCGAGAAUUUAUUGAGAUACUUCCAAGUGCAUUAUGUCCAUCAAGUUAUCUCAAAACACUGACAUAUAAUAUUCAUACUGAAUUGACACUUACCGACGAGGAACUUCAACAGCUGACUUUGAUGGCUAUUGAAACACUAUUACAAAAUAACAACAAAACAUUGAAAGACUAUAAGCCAAUGCCAUAUCCGAAAGAUUAUGUUGUUUCCUUCUCGGGUAAUAGGCUUAUUUAUGAUGAGCGUCAAUAUGAUCCUAUUGCUCAACAACAACUAUUUGCAGGGUUAUACGGUUCUCUAACAGAUGAGCAAAGAAGCAUUUUUGAAGAGAUCAUGGAAGCUGUAGAGAAACAAAGAGGCGGCGUGUUCUUUUUAUAUGGAUACGGUGGGACCGGAAAGACUUUUAUGUGGAACACUUUAUCAGCGGCACUUAGGUCUAAGAAAAAAAUUGUCUUGCCUGUUGCAUCAAGUGGGAUUUCAAGUUUGUUGUUACCAGGUGGAAGAACAGCUCAUUCUCAGUUUAAGAUUCCAGUCCCUACUUUAGAUUCUUCAAUUUGCAACAUUAACAAAAAAGAUGAUAUUGCUGGGCUUCUCAAAGUGACGGAUCUAAUAAUAUGGGAUGAGGCUCCUAUGGCUAACAAGUAUUGUUUUGAGGCACUUGACAAGUCAUUGAAAGAUAUUAUGAGUGGAUCAACACAUGGUCAAGAUAAGAUUUUUGGAGGUAAGGUUGUUGUUUUUGGUGGUGACUUCAGGCAAAUUCUCCCUGUAGUACCAAGAGCUACUUCUACAACUGAAGACAUUAGGGCAUUUUCUGAAUGGAUUUUACAAAUAGGUGAUGGGACAAUGUGCGAGCCCAAUGACGGUUAUGCUGAUAUUUGUAUUCCCGAAGAGUUUUUAAUUGCUAAUUUUGAAGAUCCUAUUAAAGCUAUAGUAGAGGAUACAUACCCUGAUCUUAUUCAUAAUUAUCUUGACUCCAACUAUCUUCAAAGUCGUGCAAUUUUAGCAUCAACAAUUGAGGUGGUGGAUGAUAUCAACCAAUAUAUCACAACUCUUAUUCCAGGGGAGGAGAAGGAAUAUUUUAGCAGUGAUUCAAUUGACAAAUCUGAUGCAAAUAACUUUGAUGGAUACGAGCAUGUCACACCCGAGUUCCUUAAUGCACUCAAAACAUAUGGAUUGCCAAAUCAUUCUAUUAAGUUGAAAGUUGGUGCGACCAUCAUGCCAAUGCGCAACCUAGACCAAUCAGAAGGCUUGUGCAAUGGAACACGACUAACAGUGACUAGGCUUGCUAACCACGUCAUUGAAGCUAAAAUCAUUUCUGGUAAAAAUGUUGGUAACAUCAUUUAUAUUCCAAGAAUGUCUUUGUCGCCUUCCCAAUCACCAUGGCCAUUUAAAUUGGUGAGAAGACAAUUUCCAAUCAUUGUCUCAUUUGCAAUGACAAUAAACAAGUCUCAAGGACAAUCUCUUGACCAUGUUGGGUUAUAUUUACCUAAAGAAGUAUUUAGCCAUGGUCAAUUGAGAACAAUUCAAGCAUAUGGUGCUGGUUUUGAAGUUGAUAUGGUGCUGGUUUUGAAGUUGGAUACUUUCACAAAUAUUUAG
Vicia villosa (hairy vetch) is the source of this 2061-nucleotide messenger RNA. RefSeq lists its product as uncharacterized. Gene Ontology annotation, molecular function: DNA helicase activity. The record is from RefSeq and is a predicted model, not a curated record. Lineage: Eukaryota; Viridiplantae; Streptophyta; Magnoliopsida; Fabales; Fabaceae. Bases 1 to 2061 code for a protein of 686 amino acids. The transcript has 7 exons. Gene Ontology annotation, biological process: telomere maintenance; DNA repair.